AUGCCCCAAGACCCUCCUCCAUGCCCCAAGACCCUCGUCCAUGCCCCAAGACCCUCGUCAAUGCCCCAAGACCCUCCUUCAUGCCCCAAGACCCUCCUUCAUGCCCCAAGACCCUCCUUCAUGCCCCAAGACCCUCGUCCACGCCCCAAGACCCUCCUUCAUGCCCCAAAACCCUCUUCCAUGCCCCAAGACCCUCGUCCAUGCCCCAAGACCCUCCUCCACGCCCCAAGACCCUCCUCCACGACCCAAGCCCCUCUCCACGCCCCAAGCCCCUCCUCCACGCCCCAAGACCCUCCUCCGCGCCCCAAGACCCUCCUCCACGCCCCAAGACCCUCCUCCACGCCCCAAGACCCUCCUUCAUGCCCCAAGACCCUCUUUCAUGCCCCAAGACCCUCCUUCAUGCCCCAAGACCCUCCUCCAUGCCCCAAGACCCGCCUCCAUGCCCCAAGACCCUCGUCCAUGCCCCAAGACCCUCGUCCACGCCCCAAGACCCUCGUCCACGCCCCAAGACCCUCCUUCAUGCCCCAAGACCCUCAUCCAUGCCCAAAGACCCUCAUCCAUGCCCCAAGACCCUCGUCCACACCCCAAGACCCUCCUUCAUGCCGCAAGACCCUCCUCACACAAACACUCAUCACCAACAAUACUCACACUUGA
Salvelinus namaycush (lake trout) is the source of this 654-nucleotide messenger RNA. Its product is annotated as extensin-like. The transcript has a single exon. Bases 1 to 654 code for a protein of 217 amino acids. The record is from RefSeq and is a predicted model, not a curated record. NCBI's taxonomy places the organism in Eukaryota, Metazoa, Chordata, Actinopteri, Salmoniformes, Salmonidae.